AUGGAGACUCAAACUAUCGAGUUCACUGUUGAACAACUUCUCGACUUACAUAGAUAUUGGAUUACAGAACUCUUUAUCAUGGACAAAAAGUCCGAGGAGGAAAUUGUCAAUUUGCUUCAUCAUCAUCAGAUAAAUGUCACGUUUCGCACACGCUUCAUUCUUAUCUCUCCAAUUGGAAUUUACUUACUCCACCCUCCUCCUCCUCCUCUUUCCAAGACAGGGCCAACUGCGAUUAUCUCAAGUUAUGCCACCAUUUUCAACACAACCACUACUGCACUCACAUCCGAAAAUUCUUGCCCCAUCCCUUUCACUCCAUCAAAGCCAGUCUUGGAAGGUUUAGGUGCCAUUUCUAAGUACUCGACACGCAUCGAAUCCUACUCGCUCGACUAUUCAUUAUUGAAAAGUCGUCGAUUCGGAAAGCCCACGAGAGCUAUGGAAGAUGGUGGAAGAAACCCGGAAAUAUCCGCUUGA
This is a messenger RNA of Botrytis fragariae, 471 nucleotides long. RefSeq lists its product as uncharacterized. The transcript has 3 exons. NCBI's taxonomy places the organism in Eukaryota, Fungi, Ascomycota, Leotiomycetes, Helotiales, Sclerotiniaceae. The record is from RefSeq and is a predicted model, not a curated record. Bases 1 to 471 code for a protein of 156 amino acids.